AUGGGGCCAUUGUGGGAGGAGCGGCGGCAGCAGACUUGCUGGCACAGCCGCCUGUACCACAGGCCGCCUCACCGCUGCGGCCUCGGCCUCUGCUCCCCCAGGCUGGAGCUAGAGACCACAGCUCUCGCCGGGGAGGAGGUCAAAGAGGGGGUCCACUCCGCCCACCUCAGCACUGGUGCCCAGCCCACCUGGAGCUCCGAGAGCAAAGUCCUUGGGCUGCCCCCAGCCCACCCACCCUUCAUCCGUGAUGCCUGUGAUCCCCGCCUCUCAGAAUCAGCUCGGGGGUGCGUUCCCGAGGGCAAACGAUAUUCCGACUGUGUCCCCCUCCCCAGGUCGAGCUGGACCUCCCUCCUCGCGCCCCUGCUGGCUCGGCAGGACCUGCGCCCUCAGCCCAGCCCGCCCCUCACCUCUCGCGGGUCGGGAUCCUCACGCCAGGCCGGAGCUGGACGCCAUGACCAGGUCCGGGUCGGUGGGUGGAAGGGGGUCCUGCUCGCAGGUCGGAGGUGCGGAGGGCGCAGGAGGUGGUCCUUUGAUCCUGGAUGCCUUGAUCUCAACACCGGCCUGGCCGGGGCGAGGGUGUCCGGGUUCGCCGGGCGCCUAGGUCCCAGCUUCCCGGUCGCGGAGCAUGGUCGUGGGCGGCGGGGAGCGCGCGCCCGUCCGUCCGUCCGGGUCUCGGGACUGGGGUCUCAGCUCCCGCGCCGCCGCCUCCUCCUCCUCCUCCUCCUCCUCCUUCUCCUCCUCCUCCUCCUUCCUUCCUCCUUCCUUCCUUCCUUCUCCUUCCUUCCUUCCUUCCUUCCUUCCUUCCUUCCUUCCUUCCUUCCUUCCUUCCUUCCUUCCUUCCUUCUUUCUUUCCUUCCUUCCUUCCUUCCUCGCUUCGCCUCCUCCUUUCACUUUCCCCGAGGCCGGCGGGGCGGCGGGCGCGGGGCGGGGAGAGGGCUGUCUGGGCGCUUAUUGUUGGCCGCGCGCCGAGGGUCCGGGGCGCAGCCCCCGGGCGGCGCGGCGCGGGGGGACCCGGGCGUGCGGGCGUCGGGCCGGCUGGCUGCGGGCGGCGGCGGGGGUGCAGCGGCCCCGCGUCCGGGGCAUGUCCGGCCUCUGGCUCCGCCGCGCGCCGCCUUCCCGGGCUCCGCUGCGCUGCCGGGGCCUGGCCCGCUGCGCUCGGCUCCGCUCCGGCCCCAAUACGCUCCGCACCGGGCGCGCUGGCGGCCUCCUUCUGCCUUCAUUCCAGAGCCGCGCGGCCCCUGUCAAAAUAAGAGCUCCCCCAUCUCCGCCUGCCCAGCCGCUCCCCGGCCUCCCAGCGGCCUGACUCGUUCUCAGGCAGAGUGGGUGCUGAGAAAAUGCUUGUGGAAGUGAAACCUUGGUCUUCUCCCAAGAACUCUCUCCACACAUCAGCGUGACACACACACUCCCCUGAGAGCAGAUGCAAUGAAAAUGAAGUUGUACUUUUUAUUUCACAUGUUACUUCAGUGUUUCCCACAAACCGUGAGAAAGACGUGACGGCCCCAUUAGGGCCCCAUUAGACUGGGGAGGAAACGGAAGUCUCCGGCUUCACAGCUGGAAAAUGGAAAGCCCAGGACUAGAUGUGGGCCUCGGUAUCCCAGGGCGCUUUCCGGGCCCCACUGCCCUCACCCACCGGAUUAACACCAACAAGGAAGGAGGAUGGCUGCCUGUCCUGUAUGUACCCGGUUGCUCCAAAAGAUUCUUGGGGCCCAAACCAUGCCUCCUACGCCUCUACAUUCCCCAGGCACUCAGUGCUGGGCUCAUAGUAGGGCUUCCAUAAAUUCACUGGAUGGGUGAGUGGUGCCAGCAGCUGGGCCAGUCCACAGAGCAUCCCAGUGCCUACUAACUGCUGCGCCAGCACCCAGCUGGGUUGGGGAUUGACUCAUCACACCCUGUGAGCUGGUAUUAUUCCCACUUAAAGGAAAAGCAAACUGAAUCCCAGAGAGGCUGAGCUCUGGUGUGAAAGAAUCCCAGGGCCUAGGACAGCGAUGGCGAACCUAUGACACGCGUGUCAGAGGUGACACGCGAACUCAUUUUUUUGGUUGAUUUUUCUUUGUUAAAUGGCAUUUAAAUAUAUAAAAUAAAUAUCAAAAAUAUAA
Molecule: messenger RNA, 2096 nt
Organism: Myotis myotis
Lineage: Eukaryota; Metazoa; Chordata; Mammalia; Chiroptera; Vespertilionidae
Exons: 4
Coding region: 1-1350 (449 amino acids)
Source: RefSeq, a predicted model, not a curated record